UUCCUUUUGAAAGAGAUUGGAAGGUUUGAUUUAGAUGAGUCCGACAACUGCUACAACUGCUAUUGCUUCGCUUUCUCGUCGAAGACAACGCUUCGUGGUGCUUUUCUUUGUUUGUUUGUUUACUUUUGGUUCUUAUUUCUGCUUCGAUACUCCAGGCGCACUAGGAAGCCUAUUAGAACGUGGACCUAUGAAACUUUCUGCUACAGAAUUCAACCUUCUUUAUAGUGUAUAUGCUUGGCCAAACGUUGUACUGGUAUUUCUAGGAGGCUUCUUUAUAGAUACUUUUGGAAGUAGACCGUGUUCUAUUGUCCUUAGUUUAAUUACGCUGACGGGUCAGCUGAUUACCACCACAGGAGUGUUUUACAAAAGUUUCAAGUUAUUGUUAAUAGGAAGAUUUCUCUUUGGCUCGGGAAGUGAAAGUUUGAAUGUGUGUCAAAGCACAAUUGUUUCUCAUUGGUUUCAAGGAAAUGAGCUUGCAAUGGCAUUUGGCUUUUCUUUAACAGUUUCUAGGCUCGGAAGCAUUAUUGCUUUUAAUAUUCUUCCUUCCUAUAGCCAACGUUUUGGUCUUUCCUCUGCUUUUUUAUUGGGUGCUUUAUUGUGUAGUGUUUCUUUUAUAGCUACACUAUGCUUCGUAUAUGUCGACAAGAAGGCAGAAGAAGAGCUCAGUUUUGCUAUGACACAAGUUGAUCAGGGAAAUACGUCACUUUCGGAUGUUGAGCAUAAAUUUUCUUCGAAAGGAAUUUUUCCGCUGAGCUUUUGGUUGGGAUCCAUAGCAGGAAUGACCGCAUAUUCCAUAUUUUUCUCAUUUAUAGCUAUAGGAACGGACCUUUUCCAGCGAGAAUUUGAUAUAGCUGGUUCUACCGCUGGCUUUCUUGUUUCGUUGAUUUAUAAUAUUUCUAUGUUUCUAGCACCUGUAUUGGGAAAAUUGUUGGACUCUUAUGGUUACAGAGGUAUAACGAUUGGGUUAGCAGUAAUAUUGACCAGUUUAUCAUUACAUAUUUUAUCGAGUUCAUUUCAUACUAUGAAAAUAUUUUAUAGUUUGAGUCGUCUGCAGCUUCUGUAUUCUUGUUCUAUAUUGCUUGGCUUGGGUCUAUCGGGAAUUUCUUCAGCUCUUUGGCCUUCUUUGGCAAUCUGUGUCCAUCCGCAAUCUUUGGCUACUGCUAUAGGUGUAGCACAAGCGUUGCAGAACCUUGGAACAUCACUGACAACAUUUUUCAUGGGAAUCUUGAUUGACCGCAAAGGUUAUCGCCAGUCUCUCAGGUUUUUAGAAAUGAUUGGAAUAUCCUCUUUUUGUGUUGUUUUCGUUUGGAAUGUUCUAGACAGGUUUGGAGAGGAUAGAAUCAACAGACCCACAGAACAGUUAGAAGAAAUUGAAGAGCUUCGACAACCUCUUGCCUUGGAGAGUGAAAGACAGUCACGAGGAAAGCUGAUGAUUGUACCGGUCACUCCCCGGGUCGUCGUAUUAGUUCGUCAACGACUUUUAGGACCACAAGGCGAAAGUGGUAUUGUGAGACGGAAUUAUUAUGCCAAAAUUGGCAUCCAAUGAACUACUUUUUGUUGUAUUUCCUGAUGACCAUAGUUUUAGAAACCAUGUGACAUGAGUAGUAAUUAAGAUUAUUGUAAAGUUUUCUUAGUGAUCACAAGCGUAUUUAUUAUAAAUCCUUAAUAGGGUCU
Messenger RNA from Galdieria sulphuraria, 1674 nucleotides. Its product is annotated as MFS transporter. Gene Ontology annotation, biological process: transmembrane transport. Gene Ontology annotation, molecular function: transmembrane transporter activity. Lineage: Eukaryota; Rhodophyta; Bangiophyceae; Galdieriales; Galdieriaceae. Bases 35 to 1546 code for a protein of 503 amino acids. The record is from RefSeq and is a predicted model, not a curated record. The transcript has 3 exons.